This is a messenger RNA of Dicentrarchus labrax (European seabass), 1146 nucleotides long. RefSeq names its product sorcin (gene sri). The transcript has 8 exons. Bases 285 to 848 code for a protein of 187 amino acids. NCBI's taxonomy places the organism in Eukaryota, Metazoa, Chordata, Actinopteri, Moronidae. The record is from RefSeq and is a predicted model, not a curated record. Gene Ontology annotation, molecular function: calcium ion binding.
GUCACUCGCAGCCAAUCAGAAUGCAGCGGUGAGGAAACGGGCCAUUUAACAACCAUCUCAAACAUUUCACCUUUUUCUGCUGCUUCCUAUUGUCCCGGUUGAUUCCCGGUUUGAAUUGAGUGUCCGCAACCAGCAGCCUCCACGGUGUUUCACACUUUAGAACCUCGGCUUUCCUCGGUGGUCGGUGUUUGUGUCGACAGACAGUCACACCCUCAGAAGUUCACAAGGCAGCACCGCAGCCCCAAUCCCGAGCAGCCUUCCCCGUUUCAGACGCUUUAGAACCGAUGGCUUAUCCAGGAUACGGCGCCGGUCCCGGUGGAGCUCCAGCACCGGAUCCUCUCUAUGGAUAUUUCUCAGCUGUCGCUGGACAGGAUGGACAGAUCUCAGUGGACGAGCUGCAGCGCUGCCUCACGCAGUCCGGCAUCUCUGGCUCAUACAAACCUUUCAGCAUGGAGACCUGCAGACUGAUGAUCAGCAUGCUGGAUAGGGACGGCUCCGGCACCAUGGGCUUUAAUGAGUUCAAGGAACUGUCGCAGGCUCUGAACGGCUGGAAGAAUACCUUUGCAUCCUACGACCGGGACCGCAGUGGAACAGUGGAGGGCCCUGAGAUGCAGCAGGCCAUCAACACCAUGGGUUACAACCUGAGCCCUCAGGCCAUGAACGUCAUCAUGAACCGCUACAGCACAAGCGGCAGAAUCGCCUUUGAUGAUUUUGUGAGCAGUUGUGUAAAACUCCGUUGCCUGACCGAUCAUUUCCGAAGAAGAGACACAAACCAAAGUGGCACGGCCAUGUUUCAGUACGACGACCAUCAGCAGGCUGUUUUCAGCCAACAAGCUGAUAGAAGAUAAACCGACUGUGCACUACCUGCUCAGAAACACACAGCAGACACACACAGAGACUAAAAUGAUAUGAUAAAGGUAUUUUUCUGAGCAGUUGGUGGAGACCAAACCAGAGCUAAAAGGAGAGGGAAUAUGCCGGAUCAUUGUUUGCUAACGCUCACAUAAACAACUCCUAUUACAACAGAAACCCAUUAAUGUAGCUGUAAACAGAACAACAGGUGUGUUCGACCAUCUUCUGAUGAAUGGUGUUUUAGAUGACUGCUAGAUAAUUGAGAGUUGUGUGAUAACACUGGGUGUAUUUCUCUCU